UUUUGACAAUUUUCAACACAUUUUUUGACCAUUACGGUGACGCCACUUGUAACCUCUGUAUCUCUUAAACCAACUGAUUGAUCACAUAGCAGUUGCAUACAUUAUGUAUGUAUGAUAGAUACAUACAUCACUCCGCUUUCUUCCUCUCUUUAACUCCAAAACUCAAACACCUUUACUGGAAGCUCCGUUGAAAGAUAAUUAAAAUGUCUCUAUCCUCCUCCCACCUUUCAACCACUGUAGUAGUAGUAGUAGUAGUAGAGCCUCGAGAUCAAUGCAGAAGAGCCUCCGUUCCAACGUUUGAAUCCACCAGCUCGAUUUGUUUCCGUGGAGGCCUUUGGAGCUCGGAGCUGCCUUCUCCUCCGAAGCUUAGAACUCGGUGCGUGGGAAUCUCCGGCGGCAGAUCGGUGCCGGAAUGGACGUAUACCGGAUCCAAAGACGAGACCUUUAGCGAUUUUGAGCUCGAUUUUAACAACGGCGGAGAUGAUGACGACGGUGGAAAUGGGGAUAGUGGGGGUAACAAUGGAGGAGAUGAUGGUGGAGAUAAAGCAGAGGAGAAGGAGUUUGGUCCGUUACUGAAGUUCGACGAAGUUAUGAAAGAGACGGAGCGGAGAGGGAUUGGGAUUGCAUUACCGGAGGAUAUGUUGGAGGCUGCCAAGUCUGUUGGGGUUCGGAAACUCUUCCUUCUUCGUUAUCUCCAUCUACAGGGAUCUGUAUGGCCGCUUGGGUUUCUGAUGAGGGCAUGCUCCAUGCUUCGAAACAGAAUGCUUGCAGAUCCUUCCUUUCUCUUCAAAGUUGGAACCGAGGUAGCGAUAGACUCUUGCUGCGCGACGUUCGCGGAAGUGCAGAAGAGAGGGGAAGAUUUCUGGUCUGAGUUUGAGUUGUAUGCUGCUGAUCUUUUGGUUGGUCUUGUGGUUGAUGUCGCUUUGGUUGGACUUUUGGCUCCUUAUGCUCGUAUUGGGAAGACAUCUGUGGCAUCGUCAACGGGUUUGUUUAAGGGACUUAAGCGUUCUUGCGCCGCCCUUCCUAGCAGUGUUUUUGAAGCUGAAAGACCGGGUUGUAAGUUCUCGGUUAACCAGCGGAUUGCAACUUUCUUCUACAAGGGGUUCUUGUAUGGUUCGGUUGGAUUUGGCUGCGGUCUCAUUGGUCAGGGAAUUGCAAAUCUGAUCAUGACACCAAAACGGAGUAUAAUGACAUCAGAUGAAGACGUCCCUGUUCCACCUCUAUUCAAAACUGCUGCUCUCUGGGGUGUGUUCCUUGGCUUAUCUUCCAACGCACGUUACCAGAUCAUCAACGGGCUUGAACGCGUCGUGGAAGGCUCUACAGCAGCCAAACGCAUUCCUGUGGUCGCCAUGUCGUUUACGGUUGGAGUCCGGUUUGCUAACAAUGUAUAUGGCGGCAUGCAGUUUGUGGAUUGGGCUAAAUUAUCCGGCGUUCAGUAGUCAAACCGGCUCGGUUUUGUCACGAACCGGUAUAUGCAAACCAGCCUUAGGGUUCAUGAUCUGGAGUCUGGACCGAAUUCUUCUAACCGGAUUACUCGACCGGACCGGUACAAGACCUUCCAACUUUCCUUAGUAGUCUGCAGUAAGUAAUAAAUGACGGUUUGUAUCAUUAAAUUAGGAAAACUAAAACGUUUUUUCCAUUUUCUGAUUUAGUGUAAAAAAGAAAAUUUCCAUU
This is a messenger RNA of Raphanus sativus (radish), 1674 nucleotides long. Its product is annotated as protein RETICULATA-RELATED 1, chloroplastic-like. NCBI's taxonomy places the organism in Eukaryota, Viridiplantae, Streptophyta, Magnoliopsida, Brassicales, Brassicaceae. The coding region runs from base 204 to 1439 and encodes 411 amino acids. The record is from RefSeq and is a predicted model, not a curated record. The transcript has 7 exons. Gene Ontology annotation, biological process: plant organ development. Gene Ontology annotation, cellular component: chloroplast inner membrane.